UCUAGCGACCAUUAUCCUACAGUUUCACCUAUAAAAUGCGAAACAGCUCCCUCUCCACUCACUCACCUCAAAACCUCUCUGAAACUCUCUCACAGAAAACAAUGGAAGGAGAGAUCCCCAACUUCGUUAUGGUAUGGACCUUAGUCGUCGCAUCCCUAUCCUACUGCCACACCAUCGGAAACCUAACUUCUCCGGGAACCACCAGACUUCUCUUCGUACUUCCUGUAUUCUUCUUCUUCUUCUAUCUCCCUCUUCACCUCACCACCAUCUUCCUCGGCGGCCCCUCCUCCUUCUUUCUCUGUUGGCUCGCAAACUUCAAGCUCCUCCUCUUCGCUUUCGGCAAAGGCCCCUUAUCGUCUGACCCGCCCCUCGCUCAUUUCAUCCCCUUGGCUUGUCUCCCCAUCAAGUUCCGAACAGACUCCGAAAAAGCUCAAAAUCAAAAGAAGGGCCAGAAGUCCACUCUCAACUACGCCACAAAGGCUCUGAUAUUCGCUACUUCGGUUCAAGUUUUCCACAACAAGGAGUCCAUCCACCCCAAGAUCCUUAUGUUUCUUUACGCCAUUUACAUGUACACCGGUUUAGAGCUCGUCUUGGCCUUUGUCGCAGCUGGGGCUCGAGUCUUUUUGGGUGUCGACUUCGAGCCGCAGUUUGACGAGCCCUACCUCGCCACCUCUCUACAGGACUUCUGGGGGAGGAGGUGGAACAUCAUGGUCAACAGGAUCCUGCACCCCACCGUGUACGAACCAGUCCGGAACAUUUCCAGCCGUUGGAUCGGGAAAGAGUGGGCCCCUCUACCAGCAGUGCUCGCGACCUUUCUCGUGUCUGCGGUGAUGCAUGAGUUCGUAUUCUAUUACAUUGGUCGGACCAAGCCCACAUGGGAUCUCACGUGCUUCUUUCUCCUCCAUGGUGUUUGUUUGUCUAUUGAGCUUAUUGUUAAGAAGGCGUUUAGGGGGAGUAAGUGGAGAAUGCCGGCCGCUGUGUCGGGGCCGCUGGCGAUGACGUUUGUGGUGGUCACCGGUUUGUGGCUGUUUUUGCCGGCGCUGAUGGGGCGGUGCCAGGCGGACGUCAUGGCGUAUAGGGAGUACAUUUCCUUCAUUGAGUUCAUGAAGCAUGUUGGUGACUUUCUCAAUGUCAACUCUCUCUUAAGCAUAGUUAGUAGAUAGAUCAAUGCACGUUUUCAUUUAUAAUUAAUUACUGUAGUCUGUGUCACUGAGCAAUUAUCUUAAUUAAAAGAGGAACAUUUUGUUAAGAAUAAUUGCAUUUUCUUCAGUUUGGUGGCCUGUACGAUCUAAAGAGACUAUAAGUGCAUCAAUGUCAUAAUCUGAUUAAAUUCAGACCAAUUUUUCCCACGCCUACUUUGUCAUUAUUGAAUUGAAAGUUGAUUAAAUGGCCAAA
Molecule: messenger RNA, 1395 nt
Organism: Rosa rugosa (rugosa rose)
Lineage: Eukaryota; Viridiplantae; Streptophyta; Magnoliopsida; Rosales; Rosaceae
Product: acyl-CoA--sterol O-acyltransferase 1-like
Exons: 1
Coding region: 36-1163 (375 amino acids)
Biological process (GO): lipid metabolic process
Source: RefSeq, a predicted model, not a curated record